AUGCCAUUCCUUCGGGCCCCCACACCGACAGUGGUGUACCUGGAUGCUGACACCAUUGCCCUGCGUAACCUGGAUGCCCUCUUCCUCUGCGACGGUCUCUGUGGUGUCAUGCGGCACUCGGAGCGGCUGAACUCCGGGGUCAUGGUCCUGCAGCCCCAGGCCCAGCUGUUCAGCGACAUGAUGUCGCGCAUCGAGCAGACCCCCAGCUACACCGGCGGCGACCAGGGCUUCCUGAACGCCUACUUCUCUGGAUUUGCAGCCUCCCCCCUGUUUGACCCUGGCAGGGGCCGGCUGCUGAGCGAGAGCUGGGCCCGGCCGCCUCCGGGCAAUGCCACCGGAGGCGCGGCGGCCCGUGUGAGGAUGGGCAGGCUUCCCACAGAGUACAAUGCAGACCUGGGCCUGUAUGUGCUCAACAGCAACCGAUGGAUGGUGCCCGAGGAUGAGCUGUUUGUCCUUCACUUCACGCUCUCCAGCUUCAAGCCCUGGAAUUGGUGGUCCAGCUGGAUCAUAUCGGGGAACAUGGAGCGGUGGCAGGCGCUGCGGCGGCGCCUGCCCGGCCCAGACACAGGGCCCAGCCGCCUGCUGGUCAGCACACUGGCCGCCGGCCCUUGGUUGCUGUUCGCCCUCUUCAUGCGCCGGACCCCCAGCCUGAGUCCCUGCCUCCGGAACCUCUCUUUUAGACGUGGCGCGCCCGGCAUGUCUGGAGCCCUGGCACUGGAAAGGGUGGCGUGCAUGCCUUGGGUCAUCCUGCUGGCCGCACUGACUUCUCUGUGCCUGGCCGUCGGCUUUGCCGUCUGCUUGGUCCCAACCCAGGUGGACCCCAUGUGGGGUUGGAUGCUGGCCUAUGAGUGGAUUGCGGUGUCCUUUGCUGCGCUGUUUGGUGCCAGUCUCUGGGCAGUCUACCAGUGGGGCUUCGGGCUGCGCCAGGCGGGCAACAACAUUUCGUCAGUUGAAGGAGCCACGGAAGCCUUCCAUACCUCGGGCACCCGUAGGGAUGGGCGGCUCUUCCUGGCCGCCAGCGCAGGGAACCUGUGGCAGCAGACGGCGCUAGCAUUUGGCGUCACGCUGGGCCUGCUGGGCAUCCUGCCCUGGUGGAGCGACGUGCUGGGCCUCAAGUCCUUCACGGGCCGCUUGUUCUCCAUGGGCGCUGCCAUCGCGCCCACGACGCUCGUGGUGGGCCACCUGCUGAGCUCGCUGGCCUUGUCCUGGUUCCACGCCGGGCUCAGCAUGGUCUCGCCCGCCUCGCCCAAGCUGAAGCACCCCGUGUGA
Molecule: messenger RNA, 1269 nt
Organism: Auxenochlorella protothecoides
Lineage: Eukaryota; Viridiplantae; Chlorophyta; Trebouxiophyceae; Chlorellales; Chlorellaceae
Product: Glycogenin-1
Exons: 5
Coding region: 1-1269 (422 amino acids)
Molecular function (GO): glycosyltransferase activity
Source: RefSeq, a predicted model, not a curated record